AUGAAGUUCUUUGGAACCAUCGUCACUUCUCUUACAGCCUUUACAGGCUUUGUAGCAGCACAAGUCGGUCCAUUGGAUGACAAUGGUCGACCCACGAAUUAUACAGCAUACUACUUUGAUCAACUCAUCGACCACUUUCAAGACAGCCCUCGUUAUGCGCCUAACACGAAUGCUACUUUUACACAGAGGUACUAUUUCGACAACACUUACUACAAACCUGGCGGCCCGGUGUUUCUCUACAUUAGCGGUGAGACAUCAGGACCGUCACGGUUCUCCAACCUUCAGACCGGCAUCAUUCAAAUCCUCAUGAAUGCGACUGGUGGUCUAGGCGUUAUUCUGGAGAACAGAUACUAUGGCGAAAGCUAUCCGUUCGAGAAUAGCACCACCGACAACCUUCGAUUCUUGACAACGGAACAGACGAUAGCGGACAACGCCUACUUUGCUGAACAUGCCACUUUCCCCAAUGUUACUGGCGGUGACAAUCUUACCGCGCCAGGACAUCCUUGGAUCCUAUAUGGUGGUAGUCUAGCAGGUGCACAGACUGCUUUCUCGCUCGUCGAAUACUCAGGCCAUCUCUGGGGCGGCAUUGCUUCAUCAGGUGUUAUUCAUGCGGUCCUUGGCUACCCUGAAUGGUACAAUCCAAUACAAAAAAAUGGACCACAGGAUUGCAUCACGCGAAUCAACAAGAUCAUUGAUAAGAUGGAUUACCUCAUCCAGAAUAACGAGACAACAGCGAUUCAGCAGUUGAAGGACAUCUUCGGGCUCGGUGGCUUGGAGGACCUCAGAGAUUUCGCAAUGACGAUCGCUUUCCCGCUCGGUGGGCCAAUGAAUUACCCAACGAAUACCUGGCAGGAGCUGUCCUGGAACGAAGCCUCCGACGCUCCAGACUUCUUCGCAUUUUGCAACAAUAUCACAGAUAUGAAUGCACCAGCCAACAUCACCGCAGUUGAUAUGCAGCUGGCCAACUACACCAACGGAUCGGCAUGGACAGGCCUCGGAGCGUAUGCCAACUACGUAAAAGAAGUCAUUGUCUCGACCUGCCCCAGCGAAGACUUGAUCGGCACCACUUCUUGCUUCUCUACUCAAAACCAGACAUUCUACGCCAUAACGGACAACUCGGCUUCUCGUUCGUACCUGUACAGUACUUGCACGGAGCAGGGCGCCUAUCAGCUUCCACAGCCCUACGGAACUCCUUCGCUCCUGUCGCGGGUCAUCGGUCUAGACUAUACGCAACAAUGGUGCACCUGGGCUUUUCCUCCUGGCCCUCUCUCACCACAAGCGGUACCAGCUCCAGAUGGGCCAAAUCUGACAUGGUACAAUCAGUACGGUGACUUCAACAUUUCGGCGCCGCGACUGGCGUUGAUCGAUGGUGGAAGCGAUGUCUGGCGAGACGUUUGCUACCAUGGACACAAUGCCAGCGAGCGAUAUGGUGAGUAUCAAAUGCUAAUCACCGGUGGUGGUCAUCACUGGGACUCUACUGGAAUCCUCAACAUCAGCGCGGAGCCUGAUUUCAUCAAGGCGGCGCAUCAAUGGGAGAUUCGGCAGGUUCAGACAUGGAUGAACGAGUGGGAUGAGACGCACGGUAGCAGAAAGACUAAGAGGGAUGAGUUGUAG
This is a messenger RNA of Capronia coronata CBS 617.96, 1614 nucleotides long. RefSeq lists its product as uncharacterized. Gene Ontology annotation, biological process: proteolysis. The coding region runs from base 1 to 1614 and encodes 537 amino acids. The record is from RefSeq and is a predicted model, not a curated record. The transcript has 4 exons. NCBI's taxonomy places the organism in Eukaryota, Fungi, Ascomycota, Eurotiomycetes, Chaetothyriales, Herpotrichiellaceae. Gene Ontology annotation, molecular function: dipeptidyl-peptidase activity; serine-type exopeptidase activity.